CUAGAGAGGCCUCGGCGGAUUGGGCGCGUUGGCCAGCGCGGCGGCUCCUGGGCAACGCUGGGUGCCGGAUCGCGAGAAGGCGAGCAGGUUAUUUCAGUCUCUUGCUCAUUACUUCUGAAGAGCAGCAAAUGGCAUUGUGCUGUGCUGUCUUGAGAAGAUACUCCUGAGGACCCAGCAGUGAUCGGUGAAAGCAACAGAUUUGUGUUCAUCUGGGUGACUCUGAACAGGAGUGAUGCCUCCAGGCAGGUGGUAUGCUGCCCGCUCAGCUCAGGCCCAGGCUUCAAGGAAGCGUGGACACCCUAACUUGAUAAAGAAGGAAGAGGAGGAGGAUGAAUAUACUCUGGUGCAGACUGCCAGGCCACAGACACUUAACCGCCCUGGCCAGGAGCUAUUCCGCCAGCUCUUUAGGCAGCUUCGCUACCACGAGUCUUCUGGGCCCCUAGAAACUCUGGGCCGCCUCCGGGAGCUCUGCCGCUGGUGGAUGAGGCCUGAUGUUCUUUCCAAGGCACAGAUGUUGGAGCUGCUGGUGUUGGAGCAGUUCCUGAGUAUCUUGCCUGGAGAGCUUCGGACCUGGGUGCAGCUCCAUUGCCCUGAGAGUGGUGAGGAGGCUGUGGCCUUGCUGGAGGAGCUGCACAGGGAUCUUGAUGGGACACCANCCCAGGACCCACACCCUGCUCAGAGCCCAGAUGUACAUUGGAUGGGCACAGGAGCCCUAUGUUCUGCACAGAUAUGGUCCCCUGCUUCGCCUUUCAGGAGCGACUCUGUUCUGGGGGACCAUUUGGAAUCUCCACAUGCAAUAGGAGUGUGUGACUUCCUUGCUGGGCAAUCCGAUCCUGCUGCCGCCCAGGUGCCUGCCCAUUUCCAGAUGGAAGGGAGCACAGGAGAGCAGGUAACAGCCAGCAAGUCUGUAACAGCCCGGCCCCAGGAACGCUUGACGUUCAAGGAUGUAGAGGUGACCUUCUCUCAGGAUGAGUGGGGAUACCUGGACUCGUCUCAGAGGAACCUCUACCAGGAUGUGAUGCUGGAAAAUUAUGGGCACAUGAUUUCUGUGGUGGGGCCACCUUCAAAACCUGCUCUGAUCUCCUGGCUGGAAGCAAGGGAAGCAUGGAGCCUGGAUGUCUGCACAGGUCAGCCUGUGAAGGAUUCAGCUACUGCCCCUGAAGGAGGUGAGCUCCAGAUUAUGACAAGGAAGUUGAACUCGAAACAGGAUGCUUCAGAAUACACAGAAACCUUUCCUGAGCUAUCAGUCUGUCCUGUGACACGUGUUUCUGGGGUAGCAGGGCUCAGAGAAUCUUUGAAAGAGAAGAACACACUACAGCAACUCUGUGGAAGCCCCAUGAGAAUGAGAGAAAUUAAGGAAGAAACAGACAUCAAUCACAGGACAGGAAGAGAAUCUCAAGUAUUGGAAACAAAUGAUAUUCCUGACCUAAAACAUGUUAAGUGUGUUAGAGUUUCCCGGAAAAAGCGAUCCUUUAAACAUGGCUACAGUGGAUACUUAAGAAAAAGUUCGUACAAUUAUGACCACAAGAAAUACGGGAAGGGGCCCCGACACCCGAUUGAGGGGUUUGGUGUGCAUCAACAAAUUCACGCUGCUCCGAAAGAGAAUGAAAAGGGCACACGUGGAAAGGAUUUCAUGCUUAGCUCUGAUCACCAGCAGGAGCAGAGUGUUCCUGUUGUUCAGAAGUACAGAUGCCAUGACUGUGGGAAGAACUUCGGUAAAAGUUCCCAUCUUGCGCAACAUCAGAGACUUCAUAGUCAAGAGAAACCAUUUAAAUGUAGGGUGUGUGAGAAGGCCUUCAGGUGGUACUCAAACUGUUCGCGACAUGAGAAAAUCCACACUGGCGUGAAACCUUAUAAAUGCAGUUUAUGUGAGAAAGCUUUCCAGCGUCAGUCAGCCUACCGUCUUCACCAGAAAACCCAUACUAAAGUGGAAUUUGACUCUGACCGGUACAAAAAAGCUCUCACCUACAGCUUGGAGCUCAAUCAUUUGACAGACCAGAAUGGGGAGAAAUUCUUUAACUGCAGCCAGUGCAGCAAAUCCUUUCGCUGUAAGUCCUAUGCUCUUGAACAUCAAAGAAUUCAUACACAGGAGAAACCUUAUAAAUGUACCAGAUGUAGGAAAACCUUUCGGUGGAGGUCACACUUUUCACGUCAUGUGAGACUGCACCAGGAGCAGGAGUUCUGUCAACAAGAUAAAUGUCAAGAAAAGUUCCAGCAGAACUUCAGUCAGCCCCGGGGUAUGCCCAAAGUAGAGAAAGCUUUUCUGUGUCAGCUUUGUGGGAAAACAUUUGCUCAAAAGAAAUCACUCAUUGAACACCAUAGGGUUCACACAGGUGAGAAACCAUACCAAUGUAGUGAGUGUGGGAAAAGAUUUACCUAUAGGUCAGCCUUUAUUGUUCAUAAGAAGCAUCAUGCCUUUAGAAGAAAACCUGAAAGUGGACCAUCUUUUAAUCAGGAUACUUUCGACAAUCUCUCUUUCCUUCUCAUUCAUCAGAGAGUUCACACCAGAGAAAAGCCCUAUAAGUGCAGGGAGUGUGGAAAAGCCUUCCGAUGGAGUUCUAAUCGCUCCCGACAUGAGAGGCAACACUGUUUGUACCAAGGGUACAAGUAUGAAAGUGAAGCAACUCCAAACCUAGAGUCCAGUGUCCUCACUGGUCCGAAGCGCUUUUGGUGUGCAGAAUGUGGGAAAACCUUUACACGUAAAAGAAGUCUUUCAGAUCACAUGGGAAUACACAGUGGAGAGAAACGCUUUAAGUGCAACGUGUGUGGGAAAUCCUAUGAUAGAAAUCAUCGACUGGUUAAUCAUCAGAGAAUCCAUGCUGCAGAGAGACCUUUUAAAUCUCAGUGGUGUGGUAAAGAUCUCAAAGGGAAACAUAUUCCUUCUGUUCCCCAGAGAAAACAGAGCAAAGCAGUACACUCUGAACGCAGCCUGCCUGGCUUAUCUUCUUUUCAAGACAGAAGGUUAAAUGUUCUGAAAUUAAAACCAAGUAGAGAGAAGACGCUUGAAGAGUAUGACAACCUUUCUGACCGGAGCUCCAUGUCCACUGGACUCCAGAAAGUACCCACUGAGAAAAACCAUCACAGAUGUAGCAUUUGUGGGAAAAGUUUUAGCAAACAUUCACAGCUCAGUAGCCACAAGAGAUUUCACACUCGAGAGAGGCCCUUCAAAUGUAAAGUGUGUGGGAAGACUUUCAGGUGGUCUUCCAAUUUGGCUCGUCAUAUGAAAAACCAUAUUAGAGAUUAGCCUGGGGCCUCAGGAUAGUGGAUGGUAGGCACUAAGCGGAAUACCUUCAAAUUCCCAGUCCUUUCUGGUUUGGAAGCACUUGGCUUGGAAUCCCGAGGAUUUAGACGCUCAGUGACUCAUCAGUGUACCUUCUGAGAAGUGAUGUUGGGGAAAAGCAGCACGAGGCCCCUAGCUGUAGUUCACGACUUCCAGCCAGCCAGAUCUUCUCUGACAACUCUAUUGUAGUUUGUGAUUAGAUACUUCGUAGUCUGAUUCCAGUUCCUGUUUAGGUUUGGCUUGUAUGUUCUUUGACUUUAAAGGAACAGCAUCAAGAACUCUAGUCUUGGACUGGAGAGAUGGCCUCGUGCUCAAGAAAAUUUGCGGCUGUUACACAGGACAUGGGUUUGGUUUCCAGCACCCCCAUAGCAGCUCCGUAACCAUCGAUAACUACAGCUCCAUUGGAUCCAGUGCCACCUUCUUGCUUCCGUGGGCAUUGCAUGCACUUGGUGCACAUCUGUGCAGGGAAUCACACAGAAACCUUUAAAGAAAAAAAAUGAAACUACUACUAAUCUUCCCAGACACGUCCUGGGGAGCUCUGCUGGGGCUUCAGUUUUACAGUUGGGUUUUAGUUAGUAUUAUUACUCUCUGUAGGGAGUAAGAAGGGCAGAGUGCUGGGCUCCAUUGUUUGAUCAAGAUGGCCUUAAUCCUCAGUUCAUCUGAGGUAUGAGCACCUCCCAUAUGCCAGGUACCUGUAUGUGUGCCAAAGACACAGCAGUGACCUGAAGAGGCAACUGAUGUGCUGUCUUGGGUCCCUUCAGACAGUAAGUAAGAUGGGUUAUAUUCUUGAUGAUGAUACCUGUUGAGAGCAAAGUAAGAGAAGAAUGGGAAGGAAUGCUGAAUUGGUGUGUGGGUUGUGAAUUUAAACAGGAUGAUCAGGAAGGAGCUGAAAAGAGAAGGUGAAAACUAGUUCAGUAAGGCACUGAAAGAAGUUGGGGAGUGAGCAUCAGGCAGAUGAGGUGGAAUCUUGUCUGGUGGCCUCUGGGGACAGCAGAGUCCCCUGGGUGGAAUGGAGAGAGUCAGCUGCAGAGAGUGGACUUCAGGAGAGUCCUUCAACCGUAGUCUUCGUAGAGGUGGUGUUAACACAUCUGUUGGUGCUGCGUCUCUGAAGAGAAUACCACUCUGUUCAUAGUUUGCCUUGCCUGGGACCUUGUCCUUAAGUCUGCUCCCUUGGCCUGAUCUCUCUUGAGGCCCAUGUCUUAGUGUCAUCUGGCAGCCAACUCAGCCUGAACAAGCACUCAGGAAGGGCGGGCCUGGGUGCUCAUGAUUGCAGAGAUUUUGCAAAAAAUUGCCUCUGUGAAGAAUCUAAGUCAAGGCUAGAGUUUUCUAAGAUGCUCUUGAUCAGAAAAGUUGGAAGUUCAAAUUUUUUCUAUUUGUAUCUGUUUUUAUUUAAGUUUUAGAUAGGCUCUCACUAGGUAGCCCUGGCUGGCCUAGAGGUUGUAAGUCAACCAGGCUGGCCUCGAAUUCACAGUAAUUCUACUUCUGCCUUCAAAGCACUGGAACUAGAGGCAUACACCAACACAGCCAGCCUCGGGAAUUUUUUUUUUAAGCAAGCCUCCAGUGAAGAAUUAGCAUGAAGCCAUACUGAAGAACACAGCUUCUGGGUUGGAACCUAGUUGUAUUUUGUUUCUGAGUUGAUGGGAUUCUGGUCGGUAGCUUCUGAAUUUUUUGUCCACGCUGUGUAAUCUUGUCCAUGAUCUUGGCCUGGAAAGCACACAGGCUUCUUUUAGUCCAUCCUAUCUCACUACUGUCUCGGGGAGGAACUGAAGUUGGGGAUAGGGAUAGACAGAUGGGCAGAGACCAACACAGGAAGAAAUGGGAGUGAGAUAGCCACUCAUUCACCUGGCCAUUGUGGUCAGUUCCAUUGUAACUGAAGACUCAGACCAUAGUGCAGUGUGUGCAGA
Messenger RNA from Nannospalax galili (Upper Galilee mountains blind mole rat), 5184 nucleotides. Its product is annotated as zinc finger protein 445. Gene Ontology annotation, biological process: regulation of DNA-templated transcription. The record is from RefSeq and is a predicted model, not a curated record. Lineage: Eukaryota; Metazoa; Chordata; Mammalia; Rodentia; Spalacidae.